AAGGCGGAUGGUUCGUGCCUCGACAAAUCCGAGAUGGAAUCCCUCUCUUCAGCUUCUAGAAUGCUGACGUACUGCCUGCCGGUCACCGAUUUCUCGCCGUGUCACCUCGAAAUAGGUGUGUCCUGCAGUCGGAUGGAUCGGGAGUCCAAGGCUACUGCUGCGAGAGCCGUGCCUGGAUCUUCUUAUAUCCACAAUCUCGGGGCUCAAAUCUAGUGUUUACAAGUCUCUCAUGGAUUUGGAUUCGUUCGGGCGCAGCGCUGGCUGAGGAGUUGCCACGACGAAAGUAUGGCUUCUGGAGUAGACAAUAUCAUAGCCUUCGCAGCCUUGAUAGGAGCUUCUGUCAGCUUCUUCGGCGGCCAUCCGAAUGUCAAGGUACUCCUCGAGCCCUUUAUCUUUAGCUGAAGAACAAGUUGUAUGAAGUUGGUGAGGUCAUUGCCGAGGUGUUUGUACCGUGUUCCAUCUCUAUUUCAACUUGCAGAUAUCUUCGAAGGAACAGGUUUUGAAAUCAGGAGAGAACUCAUGUCCAGCAAUCGCUCCACAGUUUGACGGCCUGCACUUUUACGAAACUAUCACACUCUCACGAAAAGCAUGAAUAUCGAUCGAAUUCGUACGGAGGUCCAACCUCGUAAGAACUGGCACUGCACAUUUGGAUGCGCUGGCCACAAGUCCACCACAUCAGUGGCUGGGAAGGAUAGUUCUCUAUACUUCCGCAAAGGAGCGAUUUCCGAGAUCGUGCCUAACAGCAUAUAUUGCUGCAUGGAAUUGAGCACUAUUGUUGCAUAUUUCUAGAGGAUAUGUAUAUGAUAGAAAAACGUAUUCAAAAUUGGACAUAAAAGGAUCAGAGAAAAUAGUUUGAUAUACCAAUCAAAGCAACUUCAGAUUGAACUUGCUUGUAGAAUUCACACAGGUUUCACAUCUGGUAAUUUUCGAGCUCUCUAUGUACAGUUCGUUGUAUCCUCCAUUGGGUGAAGCAAAAUUGAAGCUCAGCUUUCCUCUCUGAUGUAUUGUGCACUGGUUACUGGAUAACCAGGUUUUCAAUGUGCCUUUUUCCACUGGGAACAUGUCGAAAGGUUCUACUGAUCCACGAAGGUAUGACAGUAGAUUCAUGAGGUGUGCAAGUAUCUGAUCUCAAGGGUUCUUCGUUAGCUCUAAUUG
Molecule: messenger RNA, 1155 nt
Organism: Marchantia polymorpha subsp. ruderalis
Lineage: Eukaryota; Viridiplantae; Streptophyta; Marchantiopsida; Marchantiales; Marchantiaceae
Source: the annotation of a GenBank genome assembly